This is a messenger RNA of Diprion similis, 3322 nucleotides long. Its product is annotated as irregular chiasm C-roughest protein-like. Gene Ontology annotation, cellular component: cell-cell junction. NCBI's taxonomy places the organism in Eukaryota, Metazoa, Arthropoda, Insecta, Hymenoptera, Diprionidae. Gene Ontology annotation, molecular function: cell adhesion molecule binding. Gene Ontology annotation, biological process: cell-cell adhesion. The transcript is spliced from 13 exons. The record is from RefSeq and is a predicted model, not a curated record. The coding region runs from base 429 to 3029 and encodes 866 amino acids.
GGUGUUUUGCGCGUGUGAACGUUCGAAUUCGAACGCGCGUGUUUGAAUUCGAGCUGAGUGAAGUUGGCCGAGGAGUGUUUCGAUGAUCGGAAAACAACGGUUGCAGUGAGUAAAAAAAAAAAAAAACAAACAAACACGCCUUUACGAACAAACUCACAGAUUGAUGCGACAGAAAUUUAAUACGAAGUAAAAGAUUUUAAAAAGAAAAAGUGAAACUCGCACAAAAGAUGCGAAACAACGAUUAUUCUCAUUUCACGGUAAACAAUGACGAAAAAAAUAUCGCAACGAUUUCGGUAGUGAUUCUGUGAGUGUUCCGAGCUUUAAAACCACGCGACUACAAGUUUUGUUUUGGUGGUGAUUUCGUGAUAUUCGAAAGUGGGUUCGUUCUUUUUAUCAUACCCGGGUGUCCUUGAAUCAUCGAAGUGAAUAUGUCGCUAAUCGCAGCACGACCCGUUCAAGUUAUUGAGAAUCGUAGAAAGAGGACGACAACGACAGAUACGGCGUUUCAUCUUGCAUGCAGAAACCAGUGGAAUCGAUGCGGUGGAAUCGUCGGCAAUUCGAUCCUCUUGGUGGGUUGGAUCCUAUUGACGUUCUGCACGUCGGAAGGGAGAGGAGACGAAUUUGCUGGAGGUGCGACGGGACACGCGAGGUCGAGUUGGUCAUCGUCGUUGGUCACCACAUCGAGGACAGUGUCAACAACGGAAAUGCUUUUUCAGAGAAUUGUAACCGACCCGCAAGAUCAAACCGCCGUCAUCGGGUCCGAAGUCACUCUCCCCUGUCGCGUUGUCCAUCAAAAAGGUCCUGUUCAAUGGACCAAGGACGAUUUCGGUCUUGGCGCCGUUCGAAACCUGACCGGAUACGAAAGAUACGCGAUGAUUGGCAGUGACGAAGAAGGUGACUUUUCGUUGCGUAUACACCCGGUGGAGUUAGAGGACGACGGAAAGUAUCAGUGCCAAGCAUCGCCAACGAACGACGGUCAGCCGGGUCUGAGAUCGAAAUUCGCAUACCUCACCGUCCUCGUGCCACCCCAAAAGCCGAAAAUUACUCAAGGGGACUUUCUCGUGACGACCGAGGAUCGGGAACUGACCUUGGAGUGCGUUAGCGUCGCCGGAAAACCGCCCGCUGAGAUCACCUGGAUCGAUGGACUGGGCAAUGUUCUUCGCAAGGGGAUCAAGACUCACACCGAAAAAUAUGAAGGAGGACCUCUCGUCACUGUCAGGUCGGUGCUCACUGUCAUGCCGAGGAAGGACCACGACAACACCACCUUUACUUGUCAAAGUCAUAACGCCGCCGAGCGAACCCCUCAAAACGUAAAACUGCGCGUUGAGGUUCGGUACGCGCCAAAAGUUUCGCUCAGAAUCCGAUCAGGAUUAUCGAAGAACGGUAGAAUAGUCGAAGGUGCUGAGCUGAGAUUCAAAUGUCGAGCGGAGGCGAAUCCUUCAGACAUGGAAUACAGGUGGUACAUCAACGAGAGAAAGGUGAUCGGCGAUUAUACGACAGAGAUGAUUAUACACAACGUUACGAGGCACGAUCACGACGCUAUCGUUAAAUGCGAGGUCCACAACGACGUUGGGAAAAGCGAGGAAACCGAGACUCUCGAUAUCACUUAUGGGCCACAGUUUCGGCACCCUCCCCAAUCGGUAGAGACUCACUAUGAUGCUACUGAAAUCCUGCAAUGUGACGUAGACGGUAAUCCAACGCCAGAAGUUCUCUGGAUCCACGAAGAAUCCGAUCGAAUCGUGGCGAGCAGUCCUAACAUCAGCGUUCAUGUUAGCCCAGAAACUGCUGGACGAUAUUACUGCAAAGCGCAUGUUUCUGGAUUCCCAGAACUUACAGGCUACGCAAAUAUCUACAUAAAAGCUGCACCAAGCAUCGUUUCUCAACGCACUCAAUACGUCCCAGACGAAGGAGUCGUCAAGGUCGAAUGCACAGCUAUUUCCGUACCGAAGGCAGAUUCGGUGACGUGGAGCUUCGGGGGUAGGGAAUUGAAUUUCUCAUCGAAUAGCACGCCCUAUCUUGUCCAGGAAGAAUUCACACCUGAGGGAAUAGUCAGCACUAUAACACUUCUGGAUCCAGUAUCGACGUAUUUUGGAGACUACAAUUGUACGGUGACAAACAGUUUCGGAACUGACUCUGUGAUCAUCAAGCUCACCACUCAUGCACUGAUUCCAGUCGAUUGGCAGCUAAUUCUUAUCGUCGGAGGAUUAGUCGUAUGUGUGAUCCUCGUUGGGAUAAUUGUAGCUCUAAUUCUACAUUGUCGAGAUCGUAUCAAACAGCCCAGGCCACGUAAUGUACAAGCUCAAGACAAUGAUCUGCAAGAGACAGAUUCGAACGUCGAACGAUAUCGCGAAAGCGAUCGUAGCAGUAAUCUUUCCGACGUCAAAGCAGAUAUUAGAGCCGGAUCAAGCGUAAGCAAUGCAGAGAGCGUUACUGCCCUGGAUAGCGAAGGGGAAGGGAGCACCAGAGGCGUCAAUGCGCUGGCAUUAGCAGGACCGGUUCCUAAUCCGCUCGGAUUCAGAUACAGCGCCGAUUACACGGAGCCAUCAUUUCCGCCAAAAAACAAUGAUGGAAGCAACAACAACGGUUAUGUGCCAUACGUCGACUAUGCUCGUGACUACACGCCGCCAGUUGCCCAAGGAAUGGGCGCAUCCAGAGAAUCCCUGAGCAGGAUACCCUCGGGAGGUAUCCUCGGUUCUAAAAAAAUAGGUCUCAGUUCGGCGAACCUUGGUAACAACACGCAACAGGUCAAUUCUGUUAUAGAUCCAAGGUUUUCAGCCACUUAUGGCAACCCUUACCUGAGAAUGUCAGCGGCAGAGCAGCUCAGGCAUGCACCUCACACGGCGAUACCUGGUGUAACUCCAGCCCCUCCACCAUAUACUCAGGCGAUGCGAAUGAGUAAUAUGAACGCGUUAAACGGGGCAGGUCCACAGGCUCCAUUGUCUGCCCAUUACAUAACGGGGGGGCCGAACGGAGGCGUUGCAACGGUGAAGCGUACAUCAGCAGUUGGAGGUCUGGCGACGCAUGUAUGAGACUGGAGUUCCUCAGCUGGAAUAGUCCCUGCUAAAUAUUAGAGGAUUCGGGUUUCAAGUGCGCGUCAAGAGUAUCGUCGAAAUGAGUCGUCGCCCUACUGCCUAAAAAAAAAAAAAAGUACAAACUUGAAGAUACGACGAUUUUCCGACGGUAAUAUCGUCGAGGUUUUCCGCCCACAUCGCAAAAUCUCUUCAGCCUGAAACUGCUUUCAAAAGAUCUCAUGGCGAAGACCGAUAUUGAGAUUCUACGAAUAUUGAAAGUUAGACACACGAAGGCUACUGUAAGAAGUGAU